AUGGACAGGGCCAAUGAGAGUACCCCUCAGGGCUUCAUCCUUCUGGGCUUCUCAGAUCGACCCCAGCUGGAGCUGCCUCUCUUUGUGGUCUUUCUGGUCUCCUACAUCCUGACCAUCCUCGGCAAUGCGACCAUCAUCCUGCUGUGUCGGCUGGACCCCCGACUCCACACCCCCAUGUACAUCUUCCUCACUAACCUCUCCCUCCUGGACCUCUGUUACACCACCAGCAUCGUACCCCAGAUGCUGGCCAACCUUCACCGUGCUCAAAAAAUGAUCAGCUAUGGCGGCUGCGUGGCUCAGCUCUUCAUCUUCCUGGCCUUGGGCUCCACUGAGUGUCUCCUUCUUGCGGUCAUGUCCUUCGACCGCUUCAUGGCCAUCUGCCGACCCCUGCACUACCCUGCCAUCAUGCACCAUAGGCUCUGCCUCCAGCUGGCAGCCUCCUCCUGGCUCAGUGGUUUUGGAAAUUCUGCCCUCCAGUCCACGUGGACAUUGAAGAUGCCCCGGUGUGGUCGCCGCCGAGUGGAUCACUUCUUCUGCGAGGUGCCGGCCCUGCUGAAGUUGUCCUGCGCCAAUACUGUGCCCAAUGAGGCAGAGCUCUUCUUUAUCAGCGUCCUCUUCCUCCUGAUUCCCGUGACCCUCAUCCUGAUCUCUUAUGGCUUCAUUGCCCGGGCAGUGCUGAGGAUCUCAUCGGUGGAGGGCCGUCGCAGGGCCUUCGGGACCUGUGGUUCUCACCUGCUGGUGGUUUCACUCUUCUACGGGACGGCCAUCUACAUGUACCUGCAGCCCCCGUCCCCCACCUCGCUGGACCGGGGAAAGAUGGUCUCUAUCUUCUAUGGAAUCGUUGCCCCCAUGCUGAACCCUGUCAUCUAUACCCUGAGGAAUAAAGACAUAAAGGGAUUGCAAAUGUUCGGGCUAGCGACAGAGGUGUCCUAG
Molecule: messenger RNA, 933 nt
Organism: Ornithorhynchus anatinus (platypus)
Lineage: Eukaryota; Metazoa; Chordata; Mammalia; Monotremata; Ornithorhynchidae
Product: olfactory receptor 2B2-like
Exons: 3
Coding region: 1-933 (310 amino acids)
Biological process (GO): G protein-coupled receptor signaling pathway
Cellular component (GO): membrane
Molecular function (GO): olfactory receptor activity; G protein-coupled receptor activity
Source: RefSeq, a predicted model, not a curated record